CAUCAUGUUUGCUCCGUCUGUUUCCACAAUGUGUGAACACAAAAGAGCACAUGUCUGAACUCAAGAUGGAUAUUUGACAAAAUGCGUCGCUGAAGUCAACAAGCCUGUCGUUCCAGCCUGUCGUAAAGCAGAGUGCCGUACUGCAGUCGGUGUUGUUGUGAGGAGCUGAAGCAGCAGAAGGAUGUGGCCAUCACAACUCAACACUUUGGCUGUUGUAUUAGUUUUUGUUGGACGGUACCACACGUCAGCUCUUCAGGAUGUCACCACGGACCUCUUCGGUGCCGAGAACUACGGGACGGUGGCGGCGUUUGGAGAUUUUAACUCGGAUAAACAGACCGACAUCUUCAUGAUCAGAGAGCAAUCUGAACUGGUCAUAUUCCUGGCUGACUCGAAACCACCCUACUUCAAGCCCAAAGUCCAAAACAUUAAAAACUCUUUGCCAAGUAACACCAUCAUCACCAGCGUGGUUCCUGGAGACUAUGAUGGAGACUCACAGAUGGAUGUUCUUCUCACGGCUCAGACCAACUCCAAUGGAGCAACAUCUGUUUUCAUCUUCUGGGGGAACAACCAGACAUUAGAUAUGGAUUGGCUCAGACUGAACAAGACCUUCACAGAUCAACCCCUUGUUAUGGACUUCAAUGGGGACAUGAUCCCAGAUAUCUUUGGAGUCACAGACUCGACACAUACUGAAGUCUGCUAUCUCACCGACAGGGUUCAAGUGUGGCAGAAUGCGCUGACUUCACCUGUCAAAAUGCGAAACCCUCACUCUAAUGCUUUCAUUGACCUCAACAAGGACUUCUCAGCUGAUUUAUUCCUGACAACUGAAGGCCCAGCAUUUGAGAUCUGGCUCAGCAAGGACGGGACCUUCAACAAAUCUAAAAUCAUGCCAGAAAAGCCACCAGCCAGCGUUGUGGGACAGUCCUCCUUUGUCGACUUUGAUGGUGAUGGCAUUCAGGACCACCUCCUCCCUGUGUGUUUGGAUAACGCCUGUCAGCGCAGUGCCAUCUACCUGGCCAAGUCAGGCUCGCAAGAGUGGGUACCGAUACUGUCAGAUUUCCAGCAGAGGGAAACAGUUUGGAGCUUUGUGCCAGGGAGCCUCAGCCAACCCCUGGCCCUGCACCUUGGAGACUACAACCUGGAUGGCUUCCCUGAUGCCCUGGUGGUCCUGCGCAACACCAGUGGCAGUGGUCAGCAGGCCUUCCUGUUGGAGAACGUGCCCUGUAACAACGUCAGCUGCCACAGUGUGGGACGAAUGUUUCACAUCCACUGGGACCAAUCAGAUUUGGGAGCCAUCCAAAAUGCCAUAAUGGCAACAUUCUUUGACAUCUACGAGGAUGGUAUAUUAGACAUGCUGGUUCUGAGCCAGACAACGGGCAAAAAUGACUUGAUCGUCCACGCUUUAAAGAACAAUUUUGAAGCUGACGCCUACUUCGUUAAAGUGAUGGUGCUCAGCGGCCUCUGCUCCAAUCGCUGCCCAGAAGAUGUGAAGCCCUUUGGUGUUAACCAGCCAGGUCCCUAUGUCAUGUACACCACGAUGGACUCCAAAGGUUACCUGAAAACUGCCUCAGCCGGUCAGUUGAGCCAGUCUGCUCAUUUCUCCCUGCAGCUGCCCUACACUGUGCUGGGCCUCGGACGCAGCGCCAACUUCCUGGACCACCUUCUUGUUGGCAUCCCUCGGCGGCCUGGAGAGAAGGACAUAAGGAUGCAGGAGUGGACGGCCAUCAUUCCCAACUCUCAGCUCAUCGUCAUCCCCUUCCCACACGACCAGCCCCGCAGUUGGAGCGCUAAACUGUACCUGACUCCUAGCAACAGUGUGCUGCUGACAGCCAUCGCACUGAUCGGAGUGUGUGUCUUCAUCCUUGUCAUUAUUGGCAUCCUGCAUUGGAAAGAGAAGAAAGCAGAUGACCGAGAGAAGAGACAGGAAGCCCACCGUUUCCAUUUUGAUGCCAUGUGAAGUGCAUCAUGGGAGAACAUCCUCUCCUGCACUCCUCCGCCCAGCCCCCACCCUCCUUCGCACACACACACACACACACAUAUUUUCACACAGGCUCAUUUCAAGGGCCAAAAAAUUGUUCCUCAUUUGCACCAAUUCAUUUAUUCAUUCCAGUGUUAGCAGUACAGGAGCUGCAACAAGGCCAUGGAAACACAGGAAGAAAUCCUAAUAGAGCUCACACACAAGUGUAAAGCAGGGGUGUCUUAGACUAUUUUGACAAAAUGACAGAUUUCUGUUGAAUUGCCCAACAAGUUAUGAGCAAUGUCACUUGAAACCCAUGUGUGUGUUUCUGUCUCUUGUCUUUGUCCCGUUGUUUCCAUUUGACUGAGGUGAUGUAAAAAAAAUCCUUCAUUUUAUUACCUGGGAAAUGAAAGUGAACCGAGUUCUGUGAUAUCGAUCUGAGUCUCGCAACUGCAGCAGCAGCUGGUGCAAUGUGAACAAAAAUGGACACGUGUUUUUUCUGCCACCAAUCUCACCUAAAAUGAUGAAUGGCCGUCAGGUUUGCUGAGAGAAAAUUCAUCUUUCUCACUCUUGAUUGUAUCACAGUGCAUCAUGGGAGUGCCAAAAAAGAGUUUCUGUAUUGACUCCUGCAAAUGUUUAAUGCUACUGCACCGAGGCUCCGUGACGACUCGAACAACUGUUCCUGCAGCUUGUUUAUUUUGUCAUCAUCUAAAAGUUAAUCUGCUGUAUAUUUGUAUUUAUUUUACAAGAAUGAACUCAUGGCUUUCCAUGUGAUUUGCACUUUUUAAACUACUGAUUAACAAUGGCUGUUUGUAAUUUAUUUUGUUUUGUGGAUUUUAUUUGCCGGUGAAUGUUGAAGCUACUAAAUGUGUUGACUUACUUAGGUUGCUAAUAAAGGUUUGUCCUGU
Paralichthys olivaceus (Japanese flounder) is the source of this 2862-nucleotide messenger RNA. It is a transcript of the gene itfg1, whose product is annotated as integrin alpha FG-GAP repeat containing 1. The record is from RefSeq and is a predicted model, not a curated record. Gene Ontology annotation, cellular component: plasma membrane. Lineage: Eukaryota; Metazoa; Chordata; Actinopteri; Pleuronectiformes; Paralichthyidae.